Messenger RNA from Medicago truncatula (barrel medic), 1047 nucleotides. RefSeq names its product protein CREG1. The record is from RefSeq and is a predicted model, not a curated record. Lineage: Eukaryota; Viridiplantae; Streptophyta; Magnoliopsida; Fabales; Fabaceae. The transcript is spliced from 6 exons. The coding region runs from base 127 to 753 and encodes 208 amino acids.
GACCCAGACGGGCAUUCUACCGUUGUAUAGCGUGGUCAUUGCCGAAUAGUUGGAGACUUGAAGUUGAAGAUAAUAAGCAAAAACAUAAAAAGAAAAGAAAACUUGCUGUGCUUGAGUUUCAUCAAAAUGAAGGUCUUCUUCCAUCUUGUUCUCCCUUUGAUCUUGAUCUUGUUGUGUUCCCAAAAUUCUGUGGUACAAGGUAGAUUGCUGUCGAUCUCAACAAAACCUGACCCAAAGGAUGCUGCUGCAACUGCUCGUUGGUUGGUCUCUUCAAAUUUCUGGGGUGUCUUGAAUACUAUCUCAACUGAUUUGGGUGGAACACCUUUUGGCAAUGUGGUAUCGUUUAGUGAUGGACUACCGGACCAAGGCAGUGGCAUCCCCUACUUCUACUUAACGACUCUAGACCCAACAGCAAGAAAUGCUUUAGUAGAUGAAAGAGCUUCGUUCACAGUCAGUGAAUACCCUCUCGGGACUUGUGGCAAGAAAGACCCAGAGAAUCCUACUUGUUCGAAAAUUUCUCUUACGGGAAAGCUUAAAUUGGUUGAUAAAAAGUCGAAGGAAGCCGAAUUUGCCAGAAAUGCCUUGUUUGCCAAGCAUUCGGAGAUGAUGGACUGGCCAGAGAACCACGACUUUCAAGUUUUCAAAUUGGAGAUUGAAAAUAUAUUUUUAAUUGAUUGGUAUGGCGGUCCAAAACCUCUCACAGUGGAAGAGUACUUACAUCCUAAAUUGAACAAUCAUGGAUUCGUUCUCUGAAUACUCUUAUAAUUGCCAUUCAUAUUUUGGGGGAUGUAAAUUCACAUAUUUAAUUUUUCUUGUUUAUAAAUAAAAUGUAUAUAUACUGUGUUUCAAUGUGUAAAGCUUUUCUUUGCACCAUAUUUGUUGCAAAGGAAACAACAUUUGUUGUAAGUUGUAACUGCUGGUAACCAUCAAGAAAUGAAACAUUUCAUUUGUGAAAAUGUGAUAUGUAACAACACAAAUUGAUUUCAGGUUGCCUAGUUGUGACUUACUGUAUUAUGAAAACAUUGCAAUCAUUGGCACAUUGAUCUA